This is a messenger RNA of Leptidea sinapis, 779 nucleotides long. It is a transcript of the gene Prosalpha2, whose product is annotated as proteasome subunit alpha type-2. The record is from RefSeq and is a predicted model, not a curated record. The transcript has 6 exons. Gene Ontology annotation, biological process: ubiquitin-dependent protein catabolic process. NCBI's taxonomy places the organism in Eukaryota, Metazoa, Arthropoda, Insecta, Lepidoptera, Pieridae. Bases 49 to 753 code for a protein of 234 amino acids. Gene Ontology annotation, cellular component: proteasome core complex; proteasome core complex, alpha-subunit complex.
UGAUCAUGAUUCGUGACAAACGAAAUUUUGACAUUAUGCUUUGUAAUCAUGGCGUCUGAACGUUAUAGUUUUUCUCUAACAACUUUCAGCCCGUCUGGGAAACUCGUUCAGAUCGAAUAUGCUUUAGCUGCUGUAGCCGCCGGUGGGACAUCCGUCGGUAUUAAAGCUUCCAAUGGAGUUGUCAUCGCAACAGAGAACAAGCAUAAAAGUAUUUUGUACGAUGAGCACAGUGUCAACAAAGUUGAGAUGAUAACUGGCCACAUUGGCAUGGUGUACUCGGGAAUGGGGCCCGACUACCGUCUACUUGUGACACAGGCACGCAAGAUGGCUCAACAGUAUUUCUUGAUGUAUCACGAGCCAAUACCCACAGCACAAUUGGUUCAGAGAGUGGCCACAGUUAUGCAGGAGUACACACAGUCUGGUGGUGUCCGUCCAUUUGGUGUUUCUCUGCUCAUCUGUGGCUGGGACAGCGAUAGACCAUACCUAUUCCAAUGUGAUCCCUCAGGAGCAUACUUUGCGUGGAAAGCGACAGCUAUGGGCAAGAACUUUAAUAAUGGAAAAACAUUCUUAGAAAAGAGGUAUACUGAGGAACUGGAGCUGGAUGAUGCAGUUCACACAGCAAUCCUUACCCUGAAGGAAGGAUUUGAAGGUCAGAUGACAGCGGACAAUAUUGAGGUGGGGAUCUGUGAUGCAGCAGGGUUCAGACGGCUAGAGCCCGCACAUGUAAAGGACUAUCUCGCUAAUAUACCAUAAUGUUAAUAAAUCUCAUUGUUUUUGGU